AUGUUUGACUUGCCAUGUAAAUCUGGAUUGCGAUCGAAUCUUCUUUCAAAUAUUCGCAAAGUCCUUGCUUGCAGCAAUCUUUUAAAAGGCCUGGACCCUCCGAUAAGGGGCAGGAGGAUGAGAAAGUUGCGAUUUUUCUUCUUGGCAAUCGCAGCGGUUCUUUCAACUCUUCAAGAAGUGAGGUCUCAUGGAGAUCAGCCUUUGUCGAAGAUUGCUGUUCACAAGGCAGUAUCUGCCCUUCAUGCCCAUGCUUUUGUUAAAGCAUCCCCUGCAAUUCUUGGACUGAAGGGGCAAUAUUCAGAAUGGGUGACAUUGGACUUCAGUUCUCCAAACCCUUCAAUUGAUGAUUGGAUUGGAGUAUUUUCUCCUGCCAAUUUCAGUGCUUCGACCUGCCCUCCAGAAACUCCAAGCACUUCCGCUCCAUUUUUGUGUUCAGCACCUAUAAAGUACCAGUAUGCGAAUUACACUAGUCCCCGGUACAAAGAUACUGGGAAAGGCUUCUUGAACCUACAGUUGAUUAACCAGAGAUCAGACUUCUCUUUUGCACUAUUCUCUGGUGGCUUAUCAAACCCAAAGCUGGUGGCAGUAUCAAAUAAAAUUGCAUUCAAAAAUCCUAAAGCUCCAGUUUAUCCACGCUUAGCACAAGGGAAACUAUGGAAUGAAAUGACUGUAACAUGGACAAGUGGAUAUGAUAUCACGGAAGCUACCCCUUUUGUUGAAUGGGGUUCAAAAGGAGAACUUGUGAGAUCGCCGGCUGGGACGUUGAAUUUUGAUCGCAACAGCUUGUGUGGUGCACCAGCAAGAACAGUGGGAUGGCGAGAUCCUGGAUUUAUACACACUGCUUUUCUGAAGGAACUGUGGCCUAACACAGUGUACACCUACAAGGUAGGGCACAGAUUGUCAAAUGGCUCAUCUAUUUUGAGUCAAGAAUACCAGUUCAGAGCGUCUCCUUAUCCUGGUCAAAAUUCUGUUCAACGUGUUGUCAUAUUUGGUGACAUGGGAAAGGAUGAAGCUGAUGGAUCCAAUGAAUAUAAUAAUUUCCAGCGUGGCUCUCUCAACACUACUAAGCAGCUUAUCCAAGACUUAAAGAACAUUGAUAUUGUCUUCCACAUUGGAGAUAUAUGUUAUGCAAAUGGAUACAUUUCACAGUGGGACCAAUUCACCGCACAGGUUGAGCCAAUAGCAUCUGCUGUUCCUUACAUGAUUGCAAGUGGUAAUCAUGAGCGUGACUGGCCAGACACGGGAUCAUUUUAUGGGACCACGGAUUCAGGAGGGGAAUGUGGUGUCUUAGCACAGACCAUGUUUUAUGUCCCUGCUGAAAACAGGGCUAAAUUCUGGUAUUCAACUGACUAUGGCAUGUUCCGAUUCUGCAUUGCCGACACAGAACAUGAUUGGAGAGAGGGAACAGAGCAAUAUAAGUUCAUUGAGAACUGCCUAGCAUCAGUUGAUAGACAAAAGCAACCAUGGCUGAUAUUCCUGGCACAUCGGGUGCUCGGUUAUUCUUCUGCGAGCUUUUAUGUGGCUGAAGGUUCCUUUGAGGAGCCAAUGGGGAGGGAGAGCCUUCAGAAACUAUGGCAGAAGUACAAGGUUGACAUUGCAGUAUAUGGUCAUGUGCACAAUUACGAAAGGACAUGCCCUAUUUACCAGAAUAUUUGCAUCAAUAAGGAGAAGCACUAUUAUAAGGGUAGCUUGAAUGGGACAAUACAUGUGGUUGCUGGUGGUGGAGGAGCAAGCCUUGCAACUUUUGCUCCCGUUCAAACAAAAUGGAGUAUCGUUAAGGACUACGAUUAUGGGUUUGUCAAACUUACAGCAUUUGAUAGCUCAAACCUGUUGUUCGAGUACAAGAAGAGCAGGGAUGGAAAGGUUUACGACUCUUUCAGAAUAUCCAGAGAUUACAGGGACAUCUUAGCCUGCGCUGUAGAUAGUUGCCCAAGUACAACACUAGCAUCUUGA
Prunus armeniaca (apricot) is the source of this 1953-nucleotide messenger RNA. NCBI's taxonomy places the organism in Eukaryota, Viridiplantae, Streptophyta, Magnoliopsida, Rosales, Rosaceae. The record is from the annotation of a GenBank genome assembly.